Alosa sapidissima (American shad) is the source of this 2046-nucleotide messenger RNA. RefSeq names its product ELAV like RNA binding protein 1b (gene elavl1b). The record is from RefSeq and is a predicted model, not a curated record. NCBI's taxonomy places the organism in Eukaryota, Metazoa, Chordata, Actinopteri, Clupeiformes, Clupeidae. The transcript has 8 exons. Gene Ontology annotation, molecular function: RNA binding. The coding region runs from base 182 to 1285 and encodes 367 amino acids. Gene Ontology annotation, cellular component: ribonucleoprotein complex.
UAAACCGGCCUGUGUCGCUGCGCCAUCUGGUUGGUGUUAAAAGGUAGCUAGCUUCCAAGGGGAACCCAUUUGCAGGACCCGGACCACACGACCAUCAAGAUCAAAUUGCUGUAACUUAUCACCUUCAGGUGACGGAGGAACAUAUACGCUUCGUUAUACUUGGAAUCAGUAAAGUGUCUACAUGGCAGUCAGAAGGGGCCACAUUCGAUACCUAAAAGUGUGUGAAGUGCAAAGCUGUCAGGGCAACGACAGAGAUUCACAGUCACACAUGAAAUCUGAGGCGUAUGAUAAUGGGUACGAGGACCAUAUGGGAGACGAGCCCAAGGACGCCAAAACCAACCUGAUCGUUAACUACCUGCCGCAGAACAUGACGCAGGACGAGCUCCGCUCCCUGUUCAGCAGCAUCGGGGAGGUGGAGUCUGCCAAACUCAUUAGGGAUAAAGCGGCAGGUAAUCCUUAUCAGAGAAACCAGAGCCACAGUUUAGGGUACGGAUUUGUUAACUUUGUUAACCCUAGUGAUGCAGAAAGGGCAAUCAGUACUCUCAAUGGGCUGAGACUACAGUCUAAAACUAUCAAGGUCUCCUACGCUCGUCCGAGCUCCGAGACCAUCAAGGAUGCGAACCUGUACAUCAGUGGCCUGCCGAAGAACAUGACCCAAAAGGACGUUGAGGACAUGUUCAUGCGCUUCGGCCGCAUCAUCAACUCACGGGUACUGGUGGACCAGGCCACAGGUAGUCUGUCCCGGGGCGUGGCCUUCAUCCGGUUUGACAAGCGCAUGGAGGCCGAGGACGCCAUUAAGCACCUGAACGGCACGAAGCCUCCCGGUGCCGCCGAGCCCAUCACGGUGAAGUUCGCAGCCAAUCCCAACCAGGCCAGGAACUCCCAGCUGCUCUCCCAGCUCUACCACAACCAAUCACGACGCUUCAACGGUCCAGUGCAUCACCAGGCACAGAGGUUCAGGUUUUCCCCCAUGAGCGUGGAUCACAUGGGCAGCGUGUCUGGGAUGAAUGUGCCCGGCAACUCUGCGUCGGGCUGGUGCAUCUUCAUCUACAACCUGGGCCAGGACGCAGACGAGGGCAUCCUCUGGCAGAUGUUCGGCCCCUUCGGUGCGGUCACUAAUGUCAAGGUCAUCCGCGACUUCAACACUAACAAGUGCAAAGGCUUCGGGUUUGUUACCAUGACAAACUAUGAGGAGGCUGCCAUGGCAAUUGCAAGCCUCAAUGGUUAUCGCCUAGGAGACAAAGUCUUGCAAGUGUCUUUCAAAACAAGCAAGUCUCACAAGUAGACUAUUUUUGUACACAGGGUGGAGGAUGAAGGUGUGUUUGUAAAGCCUGAUUGUAGAAAUGUUUUUCUUUUUUAAAUAACUGUAUAAAUAGAAUUUCUACAUCUGUAAUGUGCAUCUUUGUCCUAGAGAGUAGGUGUAGAUAUUAUCUUAUUGGAUCUUGGAUUUAAAUGCAAAAUCUUUUUUUUUUUUUUUUUUCCCUCCAAGAUUCGCAAGAGACCAAUUUAUUUUCUAUUCCUCAUGCAGACGUAUCAGUUUUGGUGAUUUUGAAGAAUGUGCCAUAUGUAUGUAAAGGGAAUAAGACGGCAGCUCCGCGGGCAGCGUUGCGCAGAGCUGCUCACCAGGCGCCCACAAGUCGGAUAAUAGAAGAGAAUGUUAGGAAGCCUUAGAUUAAAGUAGGCCUCGACCUUCCAGCCCGUUAGCGAAGUUGGGACACUCCAUGGGUAGUCGAAGCAGGUGUUGCUUACGAACCCAGUGAUUCGGGAAUGCUGGGGGAUUUGGGGGGGGUGCGGUCCAGUGAUUUGAACAAAAUGGACACUUGUAUACAAAGGACCAAAGGUAAAAAGAAUCCCCCCCCCUUCUUUGUUUUUUUUUUUCACCUUCCAAAGUCGUUUUAAUACGAGAUGACGUUCUGAACCGUUAACAUGAAUCUUUUUUUUUUUUUUUUUCCCUUCAGAUGUAAGCAUGACCUGAAUUAUUUAACUUUUUAGACUGCGGGGGUGUCUGCUUCUCUGAAGUAAUUGAAAUAAAGUACUUAGACAUGU